Acytostelium subglobosum LB1 is the source of this 756-nucleotide messenger RNA. RefSeq lists its product as hypothetical. Lineage: Eukaryota; Evosea; Eumycetozoa; Acytosteliales; Acytosteliaceae. The record is from RefSeq and is a predicted model, not a curated record. Bases 1 to 756 code for a protein of 251 amino acids. The transcript has 2 exons.
AUGAAGGAUGAAGAUGAUAUAUUGAAGAGGGUACAUAAGUAUAUGAAGGGAAGGAAGAAGAAGAAGUCAUCGACUCAGUCACCAACAGUGGAGAGCAACACAGUGUUUCCAGAUGAGUUCAAAUGUGGCAAGGAUCACGGAUACUAUAUAUUCAACGAUUGUUUCGUCAUGGUCUCCAAACAGGCCAAGCCUACCAAGGCUGGACUAUCCAGUCUCCUCCAAUCCUCAUCAUCUUCCAAACUUGUGUGGACCAUCAAUGAUUGUUCACUUCUCAAGAGUACCAAAGUCAUUGACAUUGCAGACAUCUUUGGAUUCAUGAACAGCCUAUUGUUGGUCACAGAGAAGUCAUGCUAUUAUGUUCAGCUAUUGAAUCAAGAGAAUAAGGAACGAAUGUUGAACACAGUCGCCAUGAGCAGGGUCGAUUGGAAGAAGACACUGGAUAGUUCAUUGGCUGAUAGUAAUGAUGGGUCAUUAUCAGACUCUACCAACUCGGCCUCUGCCUUAGCCUCAGCCUCGAUCACCAGUGUACUACCAGGCCUUCUUACAUUGAGGCCACCCCCUCCACCUCCCAACUCAUCAUCAUCAUCACUCUCGUCACUACCAGCUGGCUCAUCCAAGACCCUACCAUCACCAAUCAAACCAUCAUCCAAGUCGAAUGCAGGGGGAGGAGGUGAUCAAGCCGAGAACAAGAAGGAGAGAAAUGUAUUCUUUACCAUUGGCAGGGCAGCAGGAAACAAGUUAAAGAUAAAGGACUGA